AUGAAAAUAUUUCAAUUACGACGUUAUUUAACAAUAAAAAGUGGUAAACGAGGAUGGCGUCAAUAUGUUGAUCGUUUAAAAGAACGUCCAACAUCUCAUAUAACUGCAUUUGCUAUUCUACAUGAAAUAACUGCUAUUUUACCAUUUCCAUUUAUUUAUUUUCCAUUAAAAUGGUCACGUUUAGGAGAAUAUAUUCCUAUACCAACUGAAUAUAUUCAAGAAGGAAAUCGAAAGAUAAAUCGUAUACGAACUCGAUAUGGUUUAAAACCAUUAGAUGAAUCAUCAUUAGUAUUAAUUAAUCUUUCAAUAACAUAUGCUAUUGUUAAACUAAUUCUUCCAUUACGUAUUGGCCUAAGUUUUAUCUUAACACCAUGGUUAGCUUCAAUUAUAACUCGUUCAUUUACUUUUUUUCAACGUUUUAAAACAAAAUUUUUUUCAUAA
Messenger RNA from Rotaria sordida, 441 nucleotides. Lineage: Eukaryota; Metazoa; Rotifera; Eurotatoria; Philodinida; Philodinidae. The record is from the annotation of a GenBank genome assembly.